Messenger RNA from Stegodyphus dumicola, 1334 nucleotides. Its product is annotated as RNA-binding protein squid-like. Gene Ontology annotation, biological process: regulation of gene expression. Lineage: Eukaryota; Metazoa; Arthropoda; Arachnida; Araneae; Eresidae. Gene Ontology annotation, molecular function: RNA binding. Gene Ontology annotation, cellular component: chromatin; nucleoplasm. The record is from RefSeq and is a predicted model, not a curated record.
AUUGUUAGUUCUUGAUAGAGUACCUCUGGCAACGACUGGUAAUAACGCCAAAGUCCUGCAUUGAAAAGCGGUAAUAGAGUGCUGUAUUUGAAGACAAUUUUUUUUGGUAGAAUUUGACUCGGUAUUUCUCGUAAUAUCAUAAUUUUGAAAUGGCAAGUGACGGGCAACAGUAUAACGAACAAAAUUUUGCCGAAGACCAGCAGUAUUCAGAGUACAAUGAGCAGAAUUACAGCGAGCAAAUGGAGCAAGGAGGUGAAUCCGGUGAACAAAAUCAAGAAGUUAAUGGUACAGCUAAUGAUCCAGUGCCGCCCAAAUCACCAUCUGAUGAAGACAGGAAGCUUUUUAUUGGUGGUAUAAGUUGGGAUACUGAUCAGAAGGAUCUGAAAGAGUAUUUUUCAAAAUUUGGUGAAGUUACUGAUGUCACUAUUAAAACUGACCCUACAACUGGAAAAUCUAGAGGCUUUGGAUUCAUUACAUUCGCAGUUGAAGAGACAGUAGACAAUGUAUUGAGAAAUGUGCCACAUACAAUAAAAGGAAAACAGAUUGAUCCUAAAAGGGCUAAGGCCAGGCCAGGAAUUAAAAAGAUCUUUGUUGGUGGGUUAGAUAUUGACUACCCAGAAGCUGAUAUAAAAGCAUAUUUUGAAAAAUAUGGAAAGGUUGAAACUGUUGAAUUGCCAUUUGACAAGGUGAAAAACCAGAGAAGGCAGUUCUGUUUUGUCACCUUUGAAACGGAAGAAGCUUGUGAAAAUUCAUGCAAGCAAGCUAAGCAGAAAAUUGGUAAUAAAGAAUGCGAUGUCAAGAAGGCUACUAACAAACCUGACCCAAGAAUGGGUGGUGGACGGGGAGGUCCUGCUGCUGCAUGGGGUGCUGCCUUCCCAGCACGUGGUGCUGCUGCUCGUGGUAGAGGUGCAAGAGGCAGAGGAGGGCCUGGAUUUUCUCAACCUCAAGGAUGGAGUGCUCCUGGUGGUUAUGCAGGAGGAUAUGGUGGACAAGGUUAUGGUUAUGGUGGACAAGGCUAUGGCAGUGGUUAUGGAAAUUACGGAAACUACGAUUAUGGAUACAGUGGUGGUUAUGGUAGUGGAUAUGGCAACUAUGAUUAUAGUGGCUGGAACUAUAACCAGAGUGGUGGAUAUGGUGGAGCUGGUUAUGGUCAGCAGCCAAGUAGUUACGGCAAAACUCCAAGACGUGGUGCUGCUACUGGAACUGCUACUAGUGCUUACCAUCCUUAUAGUCGUUAAGGAGCAUUUUUUAUUUAAUCAUCUUUCAUCAUGUCUCUUCAUGUUUUGUACAUAGAUUUGGCUUUCUUCAUUGAAUAAACUUUUAUUACUAGGAGA